AUGAACUCAGCUGUUCUCUCCUCCUCGGUUGGCCGUGUCAAAGGCAGGGGCAAGGUGUACCUGUGCAAGGACCGCGGCGUGCUAGUGACCCGAUACCACCUCAACUGCGUCGUGGGCAAGCUGGAGCACUUGGGUCUCUUCGGGAGGGACAACAUGGCGGGGUUCGACGGACUGCUGCACAGGGUGGGAGUGAUGCGGGACAAGGGCGGCAAGAUUUACGGGGUGACGAUUCGCGUGGGCCGAUACGCCAAGGGCAUGGCAGACAUGGUCGACGACCUCCUCUUCAACCACCACACUGCAACAGGGUCUGGAAAGCGGGCAUCCCAGGCGCCGGCUUCGAUUCUGGUCCUGGGUAGGCACGGAGCCGGGAAGACGACGCUCGUGCGAGACAUGUGCCGAAAGCUUUCGUCCCACGAGACUGUGGUGAUCGUGGACACGAGGAGCGACAUCGGAGGCGCCGGCGUCGUCCCUCACAGACGCGCUAUCGGGGAAGAGAGCCGCAGGGUCAUGGUCCCGCAAGGGAUGCAGCAGCACGAGGUCAUUCUCCAAGCCUACCGAAACCACAGCCCUCAGACAAUCGUGGUGGACGAGAUUUCCUCCCAGCUGGACAUCGAGGCUUGCAUGGCGGUCAAAGCCCGCGGCAUUCGCGUUGUAGCCGGUGCUGUGGGCGACCUACCCUACGUUCUAGACAGCCCGGAAAUCGGCGCGGCCCUCGGAGGAUUGGAGGAUAUACAACGUUCAGCCAAUGUCGAUGACGACAGCGACGACCAAAUGGAACGACGCGCGGGCUCGCCGGUGUUCGAGGCGGUGGUCGAGCUGGAGGGAAGGGCGGGAGGGGCGGCGCCGCAGGGGGCGGUGGUGACGAACGUGGAGGCUGUGGUGGACGAGCUGCUGGACAAGGGCUGCGUGACACGUCCCGAGAUGAGGGCGCCUGUGGGUGAAGAUGACGUCAUGCUUGACGAGGACGCGGGAGAAGAUGCCGCGGGAGGGAUCGGGGGCCAUGGGAGCUGCACCCCCUUCUUGCGCAAAGUUUCACGCGACCAAGCGGACAAGUGGGUGUGGUAGGCCGGCCCUAUCGCGUGGAAAUAGGCACAUUUGAGGAGCACACGAACACUAACACGACGAGCUGGACAUGCAUGUCGCUUUGGUAGGCUGGCCCUCUGGCGUGGAAACACAAUGGUAGAGGAGAGCAUGGAACUACUGUUGCUAUUUGAUCGGGGGGGGGGAAACGAUAAGCGACAAGGGUGUUGAACCCCGCGGUUAGUCGCAGACGCACGUUUGGUGAUUCUAUAUGGGGAGAAUGGUUGACCUGCACAAGGCGGGGGAGUCUAUAAUGUUGCACUGCUACCCAUUUGACGUAUUGACGUUAGCGAAAGUUGCGAAGGGUGCUAUCGCUACUGCAGAGAGGAGAGGUGUCGCCGUUGUCCCGAACCUCAGCAACCGUGGCCAUUCCUGGUGUCUUCUAGCAGAUGCCCAUUGCUGCCGAUCGAUGUGUUCCGGGUGAAAGUGCCCUGUACUGUAGGGUGUAUGGUAUUUGGUCAAAGGAGGCGAGAGGCGUGGUCGUCGCUGAGUCAUGGAGACGACGAAGUUUACUGCUGGGGGCAAACGACUUGUAGGAUAGGGUUUACACAACAGGAGCGAGCGGCGAUCACACCACGGGUUGUUCCGUUUGCUGGAGUAACUGCAGCACGUACGUGUGGAUACAUGCGGCGUGUGGUUGGUCCAGGCUAGAGGCGGCGUGUUUUUCUCGGUGUUGUUCUUUUUACUUUACGGACGGAAUUAUGUUUUUUUACCAUUGUACGAAAAAUUUGCGUUGUGCGAGUAGGACACAGAA
Messenger RNA from Ectocarpus siliculosus, 1834 nucleotides. NCBI's taxonomy places the organism in Eukaryota, Phaeophyceae, Ectocarpales, Ectocarpaceae. The record is from the annotation of a GenBank genome assembly.